AUGAGCGAACAAUGGUCACAGGGCGACGACAAAAGCACAACCCUCGCUGAUUUCUUCUCGAGUGUAUCCGAUGACAUGGUCGAGUUCACACCCCUCUACUUCGUAGUCGAUGGUUCCAUCCCUAUCCCUAUCCCUAUCCCUACCCCGAGUCCGCUGUCUUCCGUGUUUCAGCCGACCCUCUUCCGCCCUGAUUCAGGACUCAGGAGUCGAAUGAACAAGCCCGUUGAUACCAUGACAGUCAAGAGCCAAGGCUCCCGUCCCAUCUUCAGGGCGCCUGAUUACUCCCGGACACAGACAUGGUCAUCGACUGACUCACCUCACCGGGUGGCUUUGUUCCAACACCCAGCUCACCUGUCCUCCUCACUAGGUGAUCCUGUCCCAUCCACAGCAGGGAAUCAUCCAGAAGCCGCCCUGCUGCGCUUGGCUCUCAAGGCCCUCCGUUUCAGGUCUCGUGGGCCCCAUCGAUGA
This is a messenger RNA of Aspergillus affinis, 468 nucleotides long. RefSeq lists its product as uncharacterized. The coding region runs from base 1 to 468 and encodes 155 amino acids. The transcript has a single exon. NCBI's taxonomy places the organism in Eukaryota, Fungi, Ascomycota, Eurotiomycetes, Eurotiales, Aspergillaceae. The record is from RefSeq and is a predicted model, not a curated record.